This is a messenger RNA of Papilio xuthus (Asian swallowtail), 931 nucleotides long. RefSeq lists its product as uncharacterized. The annotation marks the transcript as partial. The record is from RefSeq and is a predicted model, not a curated record. The transcript has 2 exons. NCBI's taxonomy places the organism in Eukaryota, Metazoa, Arthropoda, Insecta, Lepidoptera, Papilionidae.
CAUAUGUCAUGAAUCUUAAUCCUUCUAAAUGAAGAAGUUGCCUCUUUUUGUUUCUUUUUAUAUGUUUACUUUCAGUAUUUUAGUUAACUUCAUUAGUUAGUAUAACCACAAUUAGUAUUACCGUAUUUUGAAAACAAAUAAUCAAUAUAAUUCAAGUUCUAUUAAGGUUUUUCAAAUAAUGGGCGACGAGUCUUCGUGUGAUGUUAUUUAUGUUGCACCUGAUGGAUCUCAAUCAUUUGUAGAAAACCCUGACAGACCAAUAAUGAAACUAUUUGAAAAACUUAUAGGUAACGAUACAAAACAAAAUACAGUAUUAACAAACGCGGAAAUUGUAAAUAUAUUAAGCAAGGAGUUUGACGUGGACGUGGAGAAAGUGAAUUUAUUUGAAAUAGAGAUAUUUAUAAACAUAAUAAAGAAAUAUCUGAAAGAUUGGCCUGAAUGGGAUAAAUUUGAAAAGGAUAUUAUGAUAUUGGAAUCGCAACAGAAUAAGGAAGAUAUAGAAAAUAUUAAAUUUAAAAAUUAUUUAACAUUAAAAAACUAUUUACAUAGAAAAUUGGAUGUUGUUAAAUUUUUAUUACCACCAUAUCUAAAUGAAUUGCCACAGAUGAAAAAAGUUAAAAAUAACUCGGACAAUAAAGAUUCGGAUGAUGAGAUAAUUGUGAUGGAAGUUUGCGCUACAAAAGCCCAAUUAAAUAAUCUUAUAUUAAGACAUCCUAUACAUAAUAAUUAUAUUUUCAAUUUGGAAGAACCGCAGGAUGAUAAUUCCCUUUUAAUACCAUUAAAAGCUAUUUUACAUUGGAAUGGUAUUAACGUAAUAGCAAAAUUAAAAUGGUCAUCGUCAGAAAUGUUGUUACUCAAAUAUAAAAAUAUUCACAAAACGAAAUACACUUUAGUUAAUAAAAAAUUACCGAUUCAACCGAAUAACAUUGAA